AUGAUUAUGGAUAAUGUCUCACUGAUAACGGUGUUUAGUCUUUCUGGGUUGAAUGAGGUCACAAACUACAGAGUGGUUCUCUUUAGCUCCACCUUGCUUUGUUAUUGCUUGAUACUAACCAUCAACUGCGCUCUGAUUCUCACCAUUGUCCUGGACAAAAGCCUGCAUGAGCCCAUGUACAUUUUGUUGUGUUGCCUCUGCAUUAACGGGAUUUACGGCACCACUGGCUUCUACCCCAAAUUCCUCCUGGACCUGUUGUCUUCGUCUCACGUCAUCUCCUACAACGGGUGUCUCGUGCAGGCCUUUGUGAUGUUUUCGUUUGCCUGCAGCGACCUGUCCAUUCUCUCUGUCAUGUCCUACGAUAGAUACCUGGCUAUCUGUAGGCCCCUGCACUACAACCGCUAUAUGAACAAGCACAGGCUGUCCCUGCUGAUCUUCUUCUCCUGGUUGAUCCCUUUCAGCUUUCUGGCCGUCUGCAUUAUUCUUACCUCCCGGCUCACGCUGUGCAGCGCCAAGAUCCAGCGACUGUACUGCGUGAAUUGGGUCAUCGUGUUGCUGGCGUGCCCGUCGAACAACACCACACCGAACAGCAUUGUGGUGUAUCUCACCAUACUGGUGUAUGUUUUCCACGGGCUGCUGAUCGUCUGGUCCUACAUGUACCUGGUGAGGACGUGUCGGGGCUCCAUCGAGAACAGGAAGAAGUUCAUGCAGACCUGUGUGCCCCAUCUCACCUGCAUGCUCAUCUUCUUGUCCACCAUCGUCUUUGAUAUCAUGUAUAUGCACUUUGGAUCCAAAAACAUCGCUCAGUCGCUGAAGAACUUCAUUGCCAUAGUGUUCCUAUUUAUAUCCCCGAUCAUGAACCCCGUCAUAUAUGGAUUCAAACUGUCCAAAGUACGCAACAAGAUAAUUUUUUAUUUAAAUGUUUACAGGAAAUACUCAUGACUGAGUGUUCAAGACAAUAAUCAUGGUAGAAAUACAAUUAGAUUGGUCUAUAUCUGUUUAUUUACACCAUAAUGUAAAGUGUAGUAUCGUUUACUACAAAGAGGAGAGGUGAUACCACAAAAUUGCUUGAACAUAUCACACCACACAUUUCCUUUGCUUGCCUUUUGCUUGUCGCAGGGUAAACCUUUUACCUGGUUAUUUAUUCCCUGUCUCAAUGUCUCUCUAGAUAGCAAAGAGUACGUGUUUGGGACAGACACACAAACAGAAACAGAAAAAACAUACAAUAUAACAACCAUACACCAAAAUCUAAUUAUUUUAUUUAUUAAAAGACCUCUUGUGAAAUGUAUCGCUCAAUCGAAUGUGACUGUCUCUAUUGGCUUUGGUUUUCACUUAAUAUUACAGAAUGUUAUGUUCACAUUAAGUAUAAAUACUUUUCUUCCUUUGCACUGUUCGGUCCACAGUUGCUGCUAGCAAACCUGCAUUACCCUUAGGGGAUUAAUAAAGUGUUAUCUAUGUAUUUAUUUAUUGCAAGGCGGUAAAAUUAGAACAUUGGAUUAAAAAAUGUAUAAUCCUGAUUUAAGGUUAAAAACAAACUUGACAUAAGCUUCUCAAGAUGCUGUCCCCACAUGUAGCAAUUUUAAAUAAAAAAAUUGGAAAAUCUUAACAUGAUUUAAAAAAUAUUAUAUGCAUUGAUUUCACAGAUUCAACCACCUUUGUAACGCUAAAAGGGACUACAUGUAGCUCAUUUAAAUGCAUAAACUGCUUUACAUUUCCAAUAUUUGAACAGGUUGUAAUUCUUCCAAAAAUGACACCUUCCCACAAUCUCUGGUAUUGAUCAACAUGUCGUUUUAUUUCCAUUAUAUUUUAAACUUGCAGUUUUUGGCACGUUUUGGCAUGGACUCUUGCCGUACCGCCCUCUCGCCUCAGUUGUUGUUGGGCAGGCGGCAGCAGCACCACACGUGCUGCAGCGGUUGGCUCCCCUGCUGAUUCCCUUCCCUGGGGGGUUGGCAGCCCUGGCUGUCAGCGCCAGCAAACUUGAGGGACUAUGUGUUGGGUGAUGGGGAUGUUGGGGAGGACUGACCCCUCAGGUGGGGGCUUUGAUCCGGAAGGAUUUGUUGCCUCAGGGACUCCUGGGACAGAUCGGUUUGCACUUCUAUUUGCAGGGCCUGGCACUCCAUCACUAAACCUCACUGGAACCAACUAAGGUUAAAGCACCUUACUUCAAAUUGCAAGUUUUUUCUUUGCGUUGGCAUAUGAAGUAGGCUACCCUACCUGUAUACCCAUGAUGGUUCUUUAAAGCUUUA
Messenger RNA from Gadus macrocephalus (Pacific cod), 2246 nucleotides. Its product is annotated as olfactory receptor 6C1-like. The record is from RefSeq and is a predicted model, not a curated record. Bases 1 to 942 code for a protein of 313 amino acids. Gene Ontology annotation, biological process: G protein-coupled receptor signaling pathway. Gene Ontology annotation, cellular component: membrane. NCBI's taxonomy places the organism in Eukaryota, Metazoa, Chordata, Actinopteri, Gadiformes, Gadidae. Gene Ontology annotation, molecular function: G protein-coupled receptor activity; olfactory receptor activity. The transcript has a single exon.